AUGGCGGACGCUAUAACCGAAGCCGCUGCCAAGCUGCAGCUGGACGAGGAGACCGGGGAGAUGGUGUCCAAGAACGAGCUGAAAAAGCGUUUGGCGAAGAGGGCCAAGAAGGCAGCAUCCGCCGCUCGAGCGAAGAACCAACCCCCCGCCACUGGCGCUGACGGCGAAAAGGCCGCCCCCAAGCCUGCGAAAGCGAAGACAGAGGGACCCCAACUUGACCCCGAGGCCAUGUUCAAGCAGGGUUUCCUUGCCCAGGUCUACAAAGAACGCCCGACCAAGGAGGUCCUCACGCGUUUCCCCCCCGAACCUAAUGGCUUCCUGCACUUGGGACAUGCCAAGGCCAUUGCGAUCAACUUUGGCUUCGCCAAAUAUCACGGUGGUAAAACUAUCCUGAGGUUCGACGAUACAAACCCCGACAAGGAGAAACAUGAAUAUUUCGUGGCCAUUGAGGAGACUAUUCGCUGGCUGGGUUUCAAGCCCGAUGCUAUCACAUACUCCAGCGACAACUUCCAACAGCUGUACGACCUAGCGGAGAAACUCAUCGAAUUGGAAAAGGCCUAUGUCUGCCACUGCAAAGAAGCCGAAAUCAAACUCCAAAGAGGCGGAAAAGACGGCAAGGAGGGCCCCAGGUACCGAUGCGCCCAUGCCGACCAGGACGUCGAAACGAACCUUGCCAAGUUCCGCGACAUGCGCGACGGCAAAUACGAGCCCCAGGCCGCCUUCCUUCGCAUGAGGCAGGAUCUCGAAAACGGGAACCCGCAGAUGUGGGAUCUUGCGGCGUAUCGCAUUCCGAAGGAUCAGACGCCUCAUUAUCGGACCGGGGAUAAGUGGAGGAUCUACCCGACGUAUGAUUUCGCGCAUUGUUUGUGUGAUAGCUUCGAGGGGAUCACUCACAGUCUGUGCACUACUGAGUUUAUUCUCUCUCGUGAGAGCUACGAGUGGCUGAACAAAACACUCGGUGUUUACGAACCAAUGCAGAGGGAAUAUGGCCGUCUGAAUAUCAGCGGCACAAUCAUGAGCAAGAGGUCUCUUAACCGGCUAGUCGACGAAAAGAUCGUCAGAGGAUGGGAUGACCCUCGCCUCUACACCCUAUCCGGACUCCGCCGGAGAGGCGUGCCCCCGGGCGCCAUCCUGUCCUUCAUCAACGAACUGGGCGUCACCACAGCCAAAACCACCAUUCAAAUUCCCCGAUUCGAACAAUCCGUCCGCCAGUACCUCGAAAUGUCCGUCCCCAGACUAAUGCUCCUCCUGGACCCCGUCCCCAUCGUGAUAGAGGACCUGGGCGACCUCGAGGGCCAGGAACUUGACAUCCCCUUCUCCCCUAAGAACCCCAAGAUGGGCAGUCACAAGCUGCGCCUAACCAAGACCGUCUACAUCGACCGCUCCGACUUCCGCGAGGUCGACUCCCCCGAUUACUUUCGCCUCGCUCCCGGCAAAACAGUCGGUCUCUUGCAGAUCCCCUACCCCGUCAAGGCCACCACAUUCACAAAGGACCCGACCACGGGCAACGUUACGGAGAUCCGUGCCGUCCUCGACAAGGAGGGCAAGAAGCCCAAGACGUACAUCCAGUGGGUCCCCGAGGGCUCGCGCAAGCUCGAAGUCCGCAUCCACAAGCCCCUCUUCAAGUCGGAUGAUCCUACCGCCGUCGAGGGAGGUUUCAUGGCCGAUAUCGAUCGCGAUAGCGAGACGGUUUAUCCCGGAGCGCUCGUCGAGGCUGGGUUCGAGGAGGUGAGGAGGCGGGCGCCGUGGCCUGAGGCCGCUGGGGAGAGCACGGGGCACGUUGGACCGGAAAGCGUUCGGUUCCAGGCCAUGAGAGUCGCCUACUUCGCCAUGGACUCGGAUAGUACCGAAGACCACGUUAUCCUCAACAGCAUCGUGUCGCUGAAGGAAGAUUCCGGUAAAAAGAAGAACUAA
Molecule: messenger RNA, 1914 nt
Organism: Scedosporium apiospermum
Lineage: Eukaryota; Fungi; Ascomycota; Sordariomycetes; Microascales; Microascaceae
Product: Glutaminyl-tRNA synthetase
Exons: 6
Coding region: 1-1914 (637 amino acids)
Biological process (GO): glutaminyl-tRNA aminoacylation; translation
Cellular component (GO): cytosol; cytoplasm
Molecular function (GO): glutamine-tRNA ligase activity; ATP binding
Source: RefSeq, a predicted model, not a curated record